Vicia villosa (hairy vetch) is the source of this 2886-nucleotide messenger RNA. Its product is annotated as phosphatidylinositol 4-phosphate 5-kinase 6-like. Gene Ontology annotation, biological process: phosphatidylinositol metabolic process. NCBI's taxonomy places the organism in Eukaryota, Viridiplantae, Streptophyta, Magnoliopsida, Fabales, Fabaceae. The record is from RefSeq and is a predicted model, not a curated record. Bases 388 to 2643 code for a protein of 751 amino acids. Gene Ontology annotation, molecular function: ATP binding; 1-phosphatidylinositol-4-phosphate 5-kinase activity. The transcript has 8 exons.
AAAGCAAAGAAAAAAAAAAGAACAAAAAGAGAAUAAAAUUAAAAUUAAAACAUUAAAAUAUAUUACCCAAAAAAAAAAUUAAAAGAAAAAACAAAAGCCAGUUACUGGUUCCAACCAACCUUUUCCUGCUUUCCCUGUCAAUCUUAACAGCACAAGUUUCUGUUUCUGUUUCUAUCAUCAAAAUCUAAACACGACCCAUUUUUCAUAACCAAAUAAGGAACCAAAAUCUGAGGAAAAGUUUCAAACUUUGCUUUUGGGUUUGGUUAUUUUCAUUCAGAUUUUCUUCCUGCAGAAAAUGGUUUCUGCAACUUUACUCUCAUGCAUUGAAAGCCAUUAAAGGGUUGAAUGGUGUGUGUGGAAAGUUGUAAGCUUUUUAGGUAAGAAUCAAUGAACAAAGAGCUUAACAGCAUUGUGAAGGUUUGGGAAGCAGCAGUUAGAAAAUCAGCUGGACCAAAGAAAAGGGCCAACAGAAUCUUCACAACACCAAUGUCUGUUGCCCAUGUUGAUGAUGAUGUUUACCAGGUUGAGAAGAUUCUCAGCAAUGGUGAUUUCUACACAGGUCAAUGGAUGAACAGUUUUCCUAAUGGUCAAGGUAAGUAUCUAUGGACAGAUGGUUGUAUGUAUGUAGGUGAAUGGCAAAAGGGUAAUAUCACAGGUAAAGGUAGGUUUAGUUGGCCUAGUGGUGCUACCUAUGAAGGUGAUUUCAAGAAUGGUUUUAUGGAUGGGAAAGGUACUUAUAUAGGUUCUAAUGGUGAUACUUAUAAAGGUUUUUGGGUUAUGGAUAUGAGGAAUGGACAAGGGACACAAAGUUAUUGUAAUGGUGAUUUCUAUGAUGGUGAAUGGAAGAAGGGUUUGCAAAAUGGACAUGGGAGGUAUCAAUGGAAGAAUGGGAAUAAUUACAUUGGUCAAUGGAUGAAUGGUUUGUGUAAUGGAAAUGGGACUAUGAUGUGGCAAAAUGGGAAUAGGUAUGAUGGUUGUUGGGAAGAUGGUUUUCCGAAAGGUAACGGGACGUUUCGAUGGAGUGAUGGUAGUUUUUACGCGGGUAUUUGGAGUAAAGAUUCGACGGAACAAAGUGGGACUUAUUAUCCUUCUGAGGAUGAUCCGUCCGAUGAUAAUCCUCCGGAUUGGGAUCCUAAUGACGUGUUUUCGGUUGAUUUGGUUGAUUGUUGCGUUUGUGGAAUAGAGAAAGUUUCGAUUUUUCCUUCGCAGAAGAAUUUGAACAUGUUUGGUUUCGAGGAAGAUAGUAAUAAAAAGUUGUUAUCCAAGAAAGGUUUUGAUGCUAAUGGAAAGCCUAAGUGGAAUUUAGGAGAUGAAAGGAUGAGUAAUUUUAGUUCUGAAGAUGGUUCUUAUAGUAGUUAUGAUGGAUCAAGGAGUCCUAUGAUUGAUCAUUCGAUUCCACGAGUUCCGAAUUUGAGAUUAAAGGCUCCGAAGAGACAAGGAGAGACGAUUUCCAAAGGUCAUAAGAACUAUGAGCUUAUGCUUAAUUUGCAGCUAGGUAUCAGACAUGCUGUUGGAAGACCUGCUCCAAGUACUUCUCUUGAUUUGAAGUCUUCUGCGUUUGAUCCGAAAGAAAAAGUAUGGACAAAAUUUCCACCAGAAGGAUCCAAGCACACACCACCUCACCCGUCUUGCGAGUUUCGAUGGAAAGACUAUUGUCCAGUAGUGUUCAGGGCUCUAAGAAAAUUGUUCAAAGUAGAUCCAGCUGACUACAUGAUAUCGUUAUGUGGGAAUGACGCACUUCGAGAGCUCUCAUCCCCUGGAAAAAGUGGAAGCUUUUUUUAUUUGACCAACGAUGACCGAUACAUGAUAAAAACCAUGAAGAAAUCAGAAGUAAAAGUUUUUCUACGAAUGCUUCCCGGUUACUACAAACACGUCCGCGCGUUCGAGAAUACUCUAGUCACCAAGUUCUUCGGUCUACAUUGUGUUAAACUACCAGGAGCUUCACAGAAGAAGGUUCGUUUUGUCAUCAUGGGAAACCUAUUUUGUUCGCAAUACGCUAUCCAUCGGCGUUUUGACUUGAAAGGUUCAACGUUUGGUCGUACAACUGAUAAAUCCGAGGAUGAAAUAGAGCCUACAACGACGCUCAAGGACCUGGACCUAAAUUAUAUAUUCCGGCUGCGAAAGUCUUGGUUUCAAGAAUUUCACAGGCAAGUGGAUAGGGACUGUGACUUUCUUGAACAAGAAAGAAUCAUGGAUUACAGUAUGUUGGUAGGUCUUCAUUUUCGAGGAUUAUCGUGUAGUGAAGCCGGUACACCUUCUCGCAAUUCUGGCGCUCACACUCCAACCGGUAACUUCGACGAUGGAGCUCCUCGUCUUUCUGGUGUAGACAUGGAGCGUAUCGUAAUCGAUCCUAGCCGGUGGAUUCAGUUAGGUAUAAACAUGCCAGCGCGAGCCGAAAUGACGACGCGAAAAAGUUGCGACACGCCUCAGUUGGUCGGAGAACCAACAGGGGACACAUAUGAAAUCAUAAUCUUUUUUGGUAUAAUAGACAUAUUACAAGACUAUGAUAUUAGUAAAAAGCUUGAGCAUGCUUACAAAUCAUUCCAAUAUGAUGCAACCACGAUCUCGGCCGUUGAUCCGAGAUUAUACUCGAGACGGUUUCGCGAAUUCAUCUUCAGAGUUUUUGUAGAAGACACUUCUUGAGAGGCUUAGUUUUGGAAACUGUUCAAUGAACAUUAGUUGUGGAGGGUAUUUUGUAAUUUAUGUUACAUAUUUCUGAAAUUUGUUCAUUUUCCCUCCUUAUAGUUUGUCAAUUUUUUUGUUUGUUUUAAUUUUAGUCAUAGUUGAUGUAUGUUGUAGUGUAGAGUUUGAGAGUUACUAAAGCUUUUUACAAUUGUACAUGAAAUCAACAAAAAGAGUAAAAAAGCAUUGGAAAUUAUACAUUCU